UACCACACCUGGUCAGUAGUCACAAGCCAACUUUGAUAUCAAUAAUUAAUCCCUUCACGUUAAACUAAUUCAAAAUAUGCAUCUCAUCUCCUUUCAUUUUACUCUUUUCUUUCUUAUCUUCAUAAUUGGAGUUUCUGUUGCUGCCACUGCUGGUGACAAGAAAUUGGUCUCUCCUGAAAUGCCUACCGGACCUAAUAAUGGCCAAGGCGGCGGCUCUUCUGGGGUUACUGGUUCCGGCCAUGGCCCCAACUGGGACUACACUUGGGGCUGGGGGUCGAGUCCCGGCAGCGGAUGGGGUUAUGGUUCCGGUUCAGGCCGGUCAGCAAAUGGAUUUGGCAGGGGUUUUGGGUUUGGGUUUGGGUCUGGAAGUGGGUCAGGAUCGGGAUCGGGAUAUGGUUAUGGGUCUGGAAGUGGUGGUGCACGCGGCGGUGGGUAUGGGGCUGGAAUUGGGUCAGGUAACUCUGGUGGUGGCGGCGCUGGUGGAGGAAGCGGGGGGGCAGGUGGCAGUUACUCGCCGGUUGAUUCCAGGGGGAAAAACAACCAUGGUUGAUACAGAAAGCAUGAAGUUCGAUUCUAUCGAUACAGUGUGCAUGGUGUGCAAGUGUGAGCUUGAAAUAUUAAGCUCAGAAUUAUAUAUAGCUUAUAUAGUUUGAGUUUGGGUUGUAUCAUCAUCAUUUAUGUUUUCUUAGUGGCUUAACUACGUUUGCUUCUCUACUAUGAAAAGGUUUCCCUAUGCUAUUCUCUUACUUCCAUCCUCCACUCAAUCUCAUGAGCAUCUAUAAAGUUUAUUGACUACUGUUUCUUA
Messenger RNA from Hevea brasiliensis (rubber tree), 805 nucleotides. RefSeq names its product glycine-rich cell wall structural protein 2. Bases 77 to 550 code for a protein of 157 amino acids. The record is from RefSeq and is a predicted model, not a curated record. Lineage: Eukaryota; Viridiplantae; Streptophyta; Magnoliopsida; Malpighiales; Euphorbiaceae. The transcript has a single exon.